Molecule: messenger RNA, 2814 nt
Organism: Thecamonas trahens ATCC 50062
Lineage: Eukaryota; Apusomonadida; Apusomonadidae
Exons: 1
Coding region: 1-2814 (937 amino acids)
Source: RefSeq, a predicted model, not a curated record
AUGGCCGCCCUGGCUGUCUUGCCGUCGAAUGCAAAGGUCAUCAUCAUUGCGCUCACCUCCCAGGCUGCAACAACACCGCCAUACACCAUCCUGCAGUUCCCAUUCCAGCUCGCCCACCAAGUUACCGCCAUUGGCAUGGGUGAGUUUGAUCGCUCACCGGCCGCGCACCUCCUCGAUGUCUUUGCACUUGCGAACGAGGCUGUCCUUGUCUACACAGCGCUCGGCAACGGAACGUUUGAUCCCAGCCCGCGUCUCAUUCAGCUGAGCGUGGGUGGCUUUCCAGCUUCGCCACGCGUCUUUGACCCAGAUGGCAACGGCUACGACGACCUGCUGUUCUUUUCAGGCGGAGACGCUGUAUUCCUCUUCCAGCGGCCAUCGCCGUGGGACGGCGAUCCGUUUCGGGUGACCACUCGCCAUGUCGAAGGAUCGUCUGGCAGCUGCGGCGGUACACCGCGACAGCUCUCAUGCCUCGCUGCCACGCUUGCGCGAGGCUCUCGAUGCGUGCCCGACGUUGUCGUCGUCUCGUCGCUGCUCGACACCUGCCGGUUUUCCGCCCACUGGUCCCUGACCAAAUCGGCAUCGGUGAUCGGGACCAGCCGCACUGGCUCUGGCAUAGACUGUGGCGCGGCGGCCACAUCCGCUGGUGGUGUACUCUUUGCCAUCACAUCUGCUGUUCGCCUCGAGUUGACUAACCUCACUCUUGCCCGUGCCACCUUUUCAUCGGCUACGCUCUCGGGCUCGUCGCCUAUUUGGCUCGACGGGUGGGCAGUCCUUGCGCUCACCUCGGUCACCGUUGCUGACUUUGACAACACGGGCUCUCUUCCGCACAGCAGCAUUCUUGUGGCCCCCGGCUCGGGCGGAGUUGCCUCGCUCGCAGGCGGCUCCCUAUUUACUGCCACGGACUCGAUCAUUCGCGGAUGCACCGCCGGCGCCAGCGGCGGGGUCGCAUACAUCAACGGCCGCCACGCCUCGCCUAGCUCUCGCCUCACCUUUGUCCGGACCUCGAUCGCGUCAUGCUCGGCCCGCAACGGCGGCGUGGUCUUUGUCGAAAAGGCCGGUUAUGUUACCUUUACUGACUCGCAGCUCAUCGCGAACUUCGCCACCGACAACGGCGGCGUGGCUUUUGUCAGGAACUUGGGAGCCGUGGCCGCAAGUAACUCGCUCUUUGCGCAGGGCCAUGCCGACAUCGGCGGUGUCUUCUUUGUCACCGGAAGCACCGUCGCCGCCCGCGGAAACAUCUUUACAGAAAACUACGCCCGGAUCGGUGGCGUUGCUGCUGUCGCCAACACCUUCUUUGCCGUCGGCGCAUUGUAUCACAGCCUCGAGGCUUCGUUGCCCAUGGUCGAGUAUGCCUCAUCCGGCUUUCUCUCGCUCUCGAACAGCGAGUUCACCUACAAUCGCGCCGACUACGGCGGCCUGCUCUUUAGCUGCGGAUGCAUAUUCAAUGUUGGGACCGGCUUUGCUGGCGCCUUCAACAAUGCUAACAUCGCCGGCGGCGUCGUCUACGCCUGCCCGCGGGCUGGCGGUAAGCCGCUCUCGGGAGCCUUUGUGCUCCACGGCUCGGAUGUACAAGCCCUUGCUGCUAUGACGGCCGCCAGCAUGUAUGGGUCUGUCCUUGCUACCCGGCCCAUCAGCAUCGCGUGGGCCGCCCCACUCCCCGACAUCAACGGCAUUGCGCUUCCGUCGGGUUUUCCACUCCCGUCCGGUUUUGCCGUCGUCCUCACCGACGCCGCCAACAACUCGGUCAUCGACGUCAACAUUGUGCUCUCACUCCAAGUCCCACACCCUUACAUCGCGUACGGUGGCAGCGCCGACGUGAUCGUCUCACAAAGCCCGACCCAGUUUGUCGACGUCGGCGUAGCAGUCAAGUCUACCACCAAGCUCGCCUCCUCGGUCCGGAUCAGAGCACAGACGGCGCUGAGCGACGGUGGCGUGCUAGAGACACCACCGGUCACACUUUUUGUCGACAGAUGCUACGCAAGCUCGGCACCAGUCAAGCACCAAGAUGGCGCGCUGGUCUGUGGCUGCCCUCCCAACUCGGCGCUCGUGGCAGAUGUGCACGGUACUUUUGCGGGUGCGAGCCCGGGUACUGGGCUCGCUCAUCGCCGGCCACAUUCUGCCUCGCCUGUCCCCAUGGUGCAGAGUGCGAGGGAGAGCUCCAUCUGCCGCGCGCACGCGAAGGCUUUGCGCCAACGAGCGACCCAGGCUACUUUGAAGAGUGUCCGACCGAGGAUGCGUGCCUCGGUGAUGGCCGGUGCGCAAACGGCGCGCGCGGUCGCCUCUGCUCCGAGUGCAGCGCCGGCUGGUUUGCCUCUGGUCCCGACCGCGAGUGCGUGCGAUGCAAGCUUUCGGCGAGCGGAUCGGCGGGUGUGUUUGCUGUCAUUGCAAGCCUGGUUGUUGUGCUUGUUGUCGGCUACAUUGCUAUCCGCCGUGACUCGGUGCGACCGCUCUCGUUGCUCAUGGGCUCGACCCAGCUGCCAGAGCAGUCGCUUUGGCGGCGGCUGCGGGUCCACACCGGGCGGAUUCAGGCUGUGGCAGCCUCGCUUGCGGUUGAAGCCGGCGUGGUCGUGCUUCUUGCCGUGUUUGGCCUCGCCGAGGCGUGGGAAGUGGCUGCGCUUGCCAUCGGCCUCGUCGCGCUCACAGUUUAUGCGGUGGCCGACAAGAGCUCGCGGGCGCCGCGCGCCGAAGCCGUCCUCAAAACCACGGUCGUGUAUCUCCAGAUUCUUGGCGCGGUGCUGGCGUCGUCAGAGCAGACACUCGAGUCGUCGACCGCGCUUAAGACGCUACAUGCCAUGCUUGAGCGGGCAUCGCUGA